AUGUCUCCAGUGGAAGUGCAACAGUAUGACUAUAUUGUUAUCGGAGGUGGCAGCGGUGGGAGUGGAAGCGGCCGUAGGGCUGCAGCAUGGUAUGGGGCAAAGACACUAAUCAUUGAGAGUGGAAAGGCUGGUGGCACUUGCGUUAACGUUGGAUGUGUGCCCAAGAAAAUGACCUGGAACUUCGCCACCAUUAAUGAAACUAUCGAUGCUGGCCGACAUUAUGGCUAUGGGAUCCCUGAACAUGUGGGCAAGGAUUUCAAGCACUUCAAAGAGGCCCGCGACGCAACCAUUGCUCGGUUGAAUGGUGUCUAUGAGCGGAAUUGGGACCGGGAUGGAAUUCGCCUGGUUCACGGCAGGGCCCGCUUUGUUGGAUCCCGAACUAUUCAGGUCCAACUAGUCAACGGAGAAAUAGCGCAUUAUACAGCCCCUCACAUUCUUAUCGCUACCGGCGGUCGCCCUAUUGUUCCUCCUAUCAAGGGUGCCCAUCAUGGCAUUACUAGUGACCAGUUCUUUGAUAUUGCCGAGCUUCCCGCCAAAUUCGCCGUUGUUGGUGCAGGGUAUAUCGCAGUGGAGCUGGCAGGUAUUAUGGCUGCUAUCGGUGUUGAAACACACAUGUUUAUUCGAGGCGAGCACUUCCUGCGCAAGUUUGAUCCGAUGAUACAGACCACUAUGAUUGACCGCUAUGAGGCGAUGGGUGUCCGCAUUCAUAAACACUAUUCAGGCUUCAGCGAGGUGCAGCUACUGCAGGACGGAGUGGGUCAGGACAAGUUGCUCAAACUAGUUGGUGGUGAUGGGUAUGAGUUGGUAGUUAACGAGCUUCUGUGGGCUGUUGGCCGUACCCCUGAGAUUGAAGGCCUAGAUCUUCAUGUUCCUGGUGUGAAGUGCAAGCCAUCUGGCCAUAUCAUUGUGGACGAGUUUCAAAACACAAAUACAAAGGGCAUUUAUGCUAUUGGUGAUGUUACUGGACAGGCAGAGCUGACACCUGUUGCUAUCGCAGCUGGCCGUCAGUUGGCUAGUCGCCUUUUUGGUCCCCCCGAGAUGCAGGAUGCCAGGCUCUCAUAUGAGAAUAUCCCAACGGUCGUCUUCGCGCACCCCGAAGUCGGUACCGUUGGGCUCACCGAGCCACAGGCUCACGAGCGCUAUGGCAACGCCGUCAGGGUCUACAGCACCAAAUUCACUGCGAUGUUCUAUGACCUAAUGCCCACCGAGGAGAAGAAAAAGAACCCAACACAGAUGAAAAUUAUCUGCGUAGGUACUGAGGGAAAAAUAGUCGGCCUGCAUAUCUUAGGGCUCGGCGUGGGAGAGAUGUUGCAGGGAUUCGCUGUAGCAAUCAAGAUGGGUGCCACGAAGAAAGACUUUGACAACUGUGUUGCCAUCCAUCCAACCAGCGCGGAGGAAUUGGUGACAAUGAGCUAA
This is a messenger RNA of Aspergillus alliaceus, 1416 nucleotides long. RefSeq lists its product as uncharacterized. Gene Ontology annotation, cellular component: cytosol; mitochondrion. The record is from RefSeq and is a predicted model, not a curated record. Gene Ontology annotation, biological process: cellular response to oxidative stress; cell redox homeostasis; glutathione metabolic process. Gene Ontology annotation, molecular function: flavin adenine dinucleotide binding; NADP binding; glutathione-disulfide reductase (NADPH) activity. The coding region runs from base 1 to 1416 and encodes 471 amino acids. Lineage: Eukaryota; Fungi; Ascomycota; Eurotiomycetes; Eurotiales; Aspergillaceae. The transcript is spliced from 3 exons.